Humulus lupulus (European hop) is the source of this 840-nucleotide messenger RNA. RefSeq lists its product as uncharacterized. The coding region runs from base 1 to 840 and encodes 279 amino acids. The record is from RefSeq and is a predicted model, not a curated record. NCBI's taxonomy places the organism in Eukaryota, Viridiplantae, Streptophyta, Magnoliopsida, Rosales, Cannabaceae. The transcript is spliced from 3 exons.
AUGAUUAGAGAAAAUGAAUGCUCUGGAGCAAUCAACAUCACUUCUAGGAAAAAGCAUCACUGGACUUCAAUUGAGGAUUCAAAGUUGGUUGAAUGUUUGUUGGAGUUGGUAAAUAGUGAAAAAUGGAAAGCAAAAAAUGAGACUUUCAAAACUGGUUAUUCACAGCAAUUUGAAAAAUGGAUAUAUGAGAAAAUUCCUCAUUCAAGUGGUUUUGGUUGGAAUGAGGAACCAACGUGUGUUGUUGCUGAAAAAAGUGUGUUUGAUGAAUGGAUUAAGAGCCAUCCAAAUGCAAAGGGCUUAAGGAAUAGAGAAUUUCCUCAUUAUGAAGACUCGGUUACUGUAUUUGGGAAGGAUCGUGCAAAUGGGCAAGGAGCUAUGGGAUUUUCUAAAACGGUUGACGAGAUUGAUAAAGAGGUAGACAAUGAUGCAAAUUUUGAGUUUGAUCAUUUAUCCCCAAUAGAUGAUCUUAUUGGUAAUGCAACCAAUAGUCAUACGAGCACGACAAUAACUUCAGCGCAGUCAAGUAAGAAAAGUAGAAAGAGAUAUAGGAAUGAGGAUCCAUUGGUUGAGGUAUUGACUGACACGGUGAAAAAAUUUGGUGACGUACAAGUUGUUGCUGGUGAUAGUAUUCGAAGAAUUGCUGAUUGUUUCCAGUAUGAGACAAAAGGUGCUAUUAGAAGGAUGAAAGUGUUUGAUGAACUGAAAAAGAUUGAUGGGCUGACAAAUGAACAACGAGCCAAAGCUGGAAAACUUCUUGUCCAAAACCAAGCUUACAUAGAUUUUUUCAUCACAUUGGAUGAUGAAUUCAAGUUGGGAUUCAUACUUGGGCUCUUUGAAUGA